AUGGAGAUACAAAAUGGCGUUCCCGCCCGCUGUGAACCUGGUACUGCGCCAGGCGCUGAACUUGACAUCGAGGCUCGGAUCGAAGCACUAGGGAGACAGAGACCCGAAGUGUUCCAAACAGUCUGGGCGGAAGCCGCCUUUUGUGUAACCAUAUUAGCGUCCAUGCUGAUGGCUGAGUACUUUGUUAGUGGCUUCAACAUUAUUCUUCCGUUCAUGGCCACAGCUCUCGACAUCCCUGAUCAAGCCAGGACAUGGCCUGCCAGCGUCUUCUCUCUUGUCACCGGCGCCUUUCUUCUGCCUCUGGGCCGUCUUGCAGAUAUCCUAGGGGCCCGACUGGUCUUCGUUAUGGGGUUGGCCUGGCACUUCAUUUGGUCCCUAGCCGCAGGGUUUAGCCAAAACUACGUCACGCUGAUUGUUUGUCGUGCACUACAAGGGUUGGGGCCAGCGGCGUAUCUCCCAUCCGGUAUCAUGUUGCUAGGUCGCACGUACCGACCUGGACCACGAAAAAAUUUGGUUUUCAGCCUCUAUGGUUCCUUCUCCCCUCUGGGCUUCUUUCUCGGCAUCUUCGCUGGAGGGGCAAGCGGGCAAAGCUUGACCUGGCGCUGGUACUUCUGGAUUGGCGCAAUUUUACUCUUCCUUGCCACAGUCCUUGCAUAUAUGGCUGUUCCGACCAACCACAGUGACGCGAGAAACUCCAACAUCAAGAUGGAUUGGUGGGGAGCUUCCGUCGUUGUGCCGGGAUUAUUGCUGGUCGUUUUUGCGCUCACUGACAGUUCGCAUACUUCGGAUGGAUGGGCUACACCAUACGUGGGCAUCACCAUGGCCGCUGGUGUUAUUUGUCUCGGUGUUGCGGUUUAUAUAGAGGGCUGGGUGGCGGAACACCCGUUGCUUCCAUUUGACCUAUUUAAGGUUCGUCAUAUGAAACCGCUCUCAGUGUCGCUGCUCCUGUCAUAUGGAGUCUUCGGUAUAUAUUUGUUCUACACAAGCCUCUAG
Messenger RNA from Cladophialophora yegresii CBS 114405, 993 nucleotides. RefSeq lists its product as uncharacterized. Bases 1 to 993 code for a protein of 330 amino acids. Lineage: Eukaryota; Fungi; Ascomycota; Eurotiomycetes; Chaetothyriales; Herpotrichiellaceae. The transcript has 2 exons. The record is from RefSeq and is a predicted model, not a curated record. Gene Ontology annotation, biological process: transmembrane transport. Gene Ontology annotation, molecular function: transmembrane transporter activity. Gene Ontology annotation, cellular component: membrane.